Messenger RNA from Cuscuta europaea, 1214 nucleotides. The record is from the annotation of a GenBank genome assembly. Lineage: Eukaryota; Viridiplantae; Streptophyta; Magnoliopsida; Solanales; Convolvulaceae.
CAUAAUUUACUGGGUUAGCAGUGGCCCGAAGUGUUGGCUCCAACCCGUUGAUGUUGGAUUCAGGUCCUGAACCAAGUAGGAGAGAGUGCUUCUACGAGUUCCACUGUCAUCCUCUCACAUUCAUCAACGCCAUUUUCACUUUUAAACAAAAUUAGGACUGGAUAAAAUGGAAACAGGGAAGGUGGUAGUGGAAAGAGUGCGAGGAAAGUCUACGAUCACUCAUUGCUUCGCGAAGUAUCCUCUCAAAUUCAUCAUCCCAAAGAAGGUGGGUUCAUCCCAAACGGAUGCUGUUUGGAUUUACACCAUCACCUAUGGGGGAGGCAUUGUCUCAGGAGACUGUAUAUCAUGUCUUAUUACAGUGGGAGAUGGUUGCACAACAGUUUUGACUACACAGGCCUCUACCAAGGUGUAUAAGUCUGUGGAGUCGAAGUGCUCUGAGCAACUCUUGGAGUAGGCAACAGUAGGAAGCAGUUCUCUGUUGGCUGUAAUUCCGGAUCCAGUUACAUGUUUUUCCACUGCAAAGUAUUCUCAGAGGCAAGUUUUCAGAAUGUCACUAGACUCAAACUUGCUGCUGGUUGACUGGAUAACUAGUGGCCGGCAUGAACGAGGAGAAAAAUGGGUUUUUGAUCUUUACAAGAGCACAAACCACAUAUUUUUAGAUGACGAGCCUUUGUUCCUCGAUUCGUUAAUGCUUGAGAAAGGCAUGAGCAGUAUUGCGGAGCGUAUGGGAGGCUACCAAGUUUUUGCAAUGCUCAUACUUGUGGGUCCAAAGUUGGAACAUCUCCAAAAACAAAUCCAGGAAGAUGUGAAGAGAAUGAUGUCUCAAAUGUUACUUUUUCCUUCAUUUGGGUCAGGACAGUGUGCAAAUAACCGAAGUUGGGCAAAACCGACUUUUGUUGCUUCUUGCAGUGUAUUUGGUCCAAAGGGAAUGGGUGUUGUGACUAGGAUAGCUGCUGAAACAACGGAAUCAGUUUACAAUUUCCUAGGUACUCAACUCUCAAGCUUGAAGCCAUUGCUUGGUGUCUCGCCAUAUUGCUGAUUCAUCAUCAAGUUGUAUGACAAGAUUUUCAGAUUUUAGUAUUUUUGCUUCAUUUAUGUAUAUGAAUUUUGAGUAGACUAUUUGAGUAUUUGACUAGAUUUUAGUAUUUUUGCUGAUUCAUUUCUAAACAUUUUGAAUCCUACUUCUUUCAAUAGACAGAGUAGACUAUUUGAGU